AUGUCGACGAGCGCGAACCUGCCGGCAGGAUUUUCAAUCACUUCUAUCAAUGGCGUACGAUGUACUGCUGUCCCAAGGUCAGCCACUACAGUAUCACCAACUGCAGUUGCAGCUACAUCCAUUUCUACAUCUAUCUCUUCUUCAUCCACAUCCACAUCCACAUCCACUUCAACAUCAACAUCAACAUCUUCCUCUUCGACUUCGUUUUCGACCUCGACCUCGACAUCGCAAAGUACUACUCAAACUCCGCAAGCCGCUUCAACACCGGUUAGUGUAGUCCCAGCAGCGGCGGGAAAUACACCGGCAGCUGUUGCUGUGGGAGGACCAGUGGUACAGUCAUCAUCAAGUACGAUUACAAGCGUGACUGAAUCCACAUCAAGCACACCACCUCCGCCUUUACCUCCUCCCCCUCCACCUUUACCACCUCCUCCACCACCCCCGAUAGCUGCCACUUCAAGUAUAUCUCAAGCUCAGACAUCCUCGACAGAACUCAGUACAACGACAUCUGCUAGCCCGGCAUCCAAAGGUACAACCCCGACUGAGUCCUCAAGUACCUCAAUAGCAAUUGCUCAAAGUGAACUAAGCACUACAGCCUCGAUCACUCAUGAUCCCGCAACACAUGAUCCCAUUGUCGGUCAUGCAACUUCAGUAGGAAGCGUCACAGCAUCCUCAACACAAUCAGUGGAAUCAUCGGCUGCAGGUGGAAUUUCUUCGUUUGGUCGCAUAAUGACUGCGCCAAUAAUUGGAGGAAUUCUAGGCGGAAUCGGAUUUCUUGCAUUAACAGCAUUGCUCAUAUUUUUCUGCAACAAAAGACGAAAGUCAAAGAGAAAUUCUCUCCUCACACCUCUAACCACUGGCACUCGGGAUCAAUUCUAUGAUAUUGACAAGAAGGCACAGGGCCAAUAUUACGAUAUUUAUGAUGAUUCCGUAGGAUCAGCAGGUCAGGGUACAAACUUCAAGGCCCAAAUAGGUGGUGCCGCGACAACUUUUGGUGCGGGUUUGGCUGGCAUACGCUCUACUCUUAAGUCUCACGUCCAGCCAGGGAACAAGCCAACCGUGGAUCUGGAUAGAGGGAAUUCGCAAUUUUUCGAGACCCCUAUACCAUAUCAUAGCAGGAAUAACUCUUCGGCAUCUGCGCACUCAUUACACGUCGCCGCAAAGGACCGAGCGGAUGAUUUUACGAGCAAAGUUAGAGGGGUAUUUCGAAAAACCCCGAAAGUCGAAAAUGAUCCUUUUGCGAUGGCACGUGGAAGGUCGGAAAAGCAGACCAAUCUCAACACUCCCCAGAAUUUCGGGAAUCUACUGGACAUGGAUGAUCGCAAUUUAUUACUGAAAGCUGAGCGGCGUCGUCUCUCCCUUUCCGCCAACUCAGGUUCCGGACAAAUGCUUGGUAGCCUAGGAUUAGAUUUCGGUAUUCCACAAGAUCCAUUUGCGGACCCUGUUAUAAGAACGGCAAACUCAAACUCGAAUGCUAAUCCAUUUGUGGACACCAACAAAUGGGAUUUUAUUUCUCGGCCUGAUCCUGCCAUCCCGAGAACCAAUACAUAUAUCAGUGACGUCCGUCGUUCUCGCGGUGAGUCAUUGGAUAGUACUACUCGAGGUCAUAAGAAUGCACCAAGUAGUGUGUAUGGGCCGGCUGCAUAUCGCACCCCAAGCAUUAGUAAUGUGUCACGGUACCCAUCAAGUAUAGCACCCAGCACGGAGAGCUUUCGCGAUACAGUAUACUCAACAGCCGACAAUAUAAAUAAUACGCGCAGAGUGGCUGGCCGAUCCGAUCCUUUCGACCUUGAGCGCCCAGAGCUAUGGUUACCUAUAUUGGCAAAGAGCGUUUCAAAAUCAAGCAGCCCUGCGUUGCUUGAACGUGGCCCUGAUCUGUAUCCCGAUCCAUUAAUGAUGCCCAAUCCUAAAUCAGGUCAAGCACCAGUAAUACCACUUCAAAAAUUCAUGACCAAUGAAACAAGAACUGCGAGUCAAGGGACUUAUGAGAGUAAAUACAGCAGUGGGAAAUCAUUGGGUGACUGGGGUGAUCCAGGACCAGAUAUAGGGAGUGGACAUAGCAGUGUGGCUGGUGAAGGGUUCUAUGGCAUGAAUGAAAACGUGAAUCAACAGUGGGAUUCGAGGAGAAACGUGGAUAAUGUUAGUCCGAUGAGUGCUGUGAGUAGUAAGGGAGGGGUUGGGAAAGCGAGGUGA
Messenger RNA from Sclerotinia borealis F-4128, 2190 nucleotides. NCBI's taxonomy places the organism in Eukaryota, Fungi, Ascomycota, Leotiomycetes, Helotiales, Sclerotiniaceae. The record is from the annotation of a GenBank genome assembly.